ACUCGGGGAAUCCAACAGAAGAGGAAGAAGCUGUCAAACAAACAUGGCAGAGCAGGGAAACGAUGAAGCUUCACCGAAAUCUUCUGAAAAUGAAACCUCUGAAAGUGCUGAAUCUCAGCAUGGACGGGACCUUAGGAGUGUUUUGGUCACCAGUGUCUUAAACCUGGAAAAACUCGACGUGGACCUUUACAGGUAGUUCACUUUACCCUACAUAAUAGUCAGCAGCUCGAACCUGAAUAAGUUCAUGUGCAUCCGAAGAGAUGAACAGUGUUAUUCCCUUUACCUGUCAGCACUCAUAACACUAAACAUAUGGUUUAUUGGUGUAAAGUCAAAUAAUACUUGUGCUAUGUCCACCUAAAUUUCAAGGUGCAAAAUGGCAUGUAGUAGGCUAUAUGUCACACAGUCCCAUUGUCAUUCAUUUAAUAAAACCAUGAAACCUUAUAAGCUUGUGUAGUCUACAUCCCUCUGCAUCAGCUCAGGUUUUUGAAGCUUUUGAUUUGAAAAAGAAGAUAUAGUUUUAUGAUUUAGCAUUGUCAUUUACCAAAAGAGUAUCUAUCUAUCUAUCUAUCUAUCUAUCUAUCUAUCUAUCUAUCUAUCUAUCUAUCUAUCUAUCUAUCUAUCUAUCUAUCGUAUGGUAACUGAAUCAAAAUACAAUAAGGCACUUAAAUACAUUAAUUUGUCACCCUCCUCACCUCAGCGCCAUGUAAGUUUGGUAAAGAUAGUACAUGUUGUAUACAUGUUUUUUUCUGCAGAGGGACACAUCACUGGGUGCCACGCAGUCAGCGUCUGUUUGGGGGUCAGAUAGUCGGCCAGGCCCUUGUAGCUGCUGCCAAAUCUGUGAGCGAUAAUCUCUUUGCACAUUCUCUGCAUUGCUACUUUGUACGGGCAGGUAAGUUGAUUUAUAACUAUGAGUGAGAGGCUAGGGAAAGUACAACCCAUCUGAGUUUAUGAAAAAACGGUCUCAAAUGAACCAUGAUAGCAUGAAGGCCAGAACAGUAGAAGUCAUACUUUAUCAUCAAAAAAAAUGAUAUUAAAUGAAUGAUAAUAAUAAUAAAAAUGAUAUAAAAACUUUAAAGCAAGCAUUGAAUUGAAAAACACUCAUUUAGUACUUUUUUAAUAAUCAGUGGAAUUCACAGGCUGCUUAGUCACCCUAGGUCUCAGUAAUUUUCUUUCUCCUGCUGUGUUUUGGGUGUUUUUUUUUCAGGGGACCCGAAGGUGCCUGUACUGUACCAGGUGGAACGCACAAGAGAUGGUCGCAGUUUCACUGUACGUUCUGUGAAAGCCAUCCAGCAUGGACAGCCUAUACUCAUCUGCCAAGCAUCCUUUCACAUGCUGCAACCGAGCCCCCUGCAACACCAGUUUACCAUGCCGACAGUGCCCCCACCUGAAGACCUGCUGACUAUAGAGGAAAUCAUUCACCUGUAUCUCAGGUCUGCUUAAGUACCACGCUGUUAGUCUCGUAAUCUCUGCUUGUGUGUAGAGAUUUUGAAUAUUGAAACAUGGACAUUUUGAUUAGGUCUGAUACCAUCUGACUCUUCAAAUCUCUUUCCUUUGUGUCAAUACAUUUGGCAAAUAAGGAAACAUCUGUAGUCACAGUCAAGUGCUACAACAUUGUUAUAGGCCUCGAGAUGGUUACCUCAUCUCUAUCCUGAUCUGCUCUUUCUUCUGUUGCUUCACAGUAAACCAGACCUGGCAGAAAAUGCAAAACAGGGCCUCAACAAACUACUGGCUAAUGAGGUUCCUAUUGAAAUAAAGCCAGUCAAUCCACCCCACUUCUACAGACUUGCUGCAGCCGAGCCUAAGAAGUUGUUCUGGGUGCGAGCACGAGGACAUAUAGGUAAAAUACAUUAAAUGCACACUUGGAUUGUGUUUGCACCAUAUAUGUUGACUAUAAUAUACAAGUACACCCGAGCAUGUUAUUUUGUAUAUAUAGAUAAUAGACAAUAUUUGCGAGUAGCUUUAUUUACAAUUAUAUACAGUAUAAAAAUCCUGCAUUUAAGUUGGUACCUGAGCAUUAUUAGCAUAUGUCUUUACUAUGUGUCUGCAGGUGAAGGCAACAUGAAGCUGCAUUGUUGUGUUGCUGCCUAUGUGUCAGACUUUGCUUUCCUGGGCACUGCACUGCUGCCUUAUCCAAACUACAGGGCCAAGUUCUCCGCUUCCCUGGACCAUGCCAUGUGGUUCCACAGCACUUUCCGCAGUGAUGAAUGGAUGUUGUAUGAGUGUGAGAGCCCAUGGGCAGGUUAGUAUGUGGUUCACUUUUCAUCCCCUACGUCCUAUUUGUUCAGUCUGUCUCAGCACCAGAGGAAGAUGUGUUUCAACUCAGGACUUUAAAGCUCAAUAACUGUAAACACUUAAUGAUCAAAUCCUGAAGAAAACUAUGAAGUUAGAUUCUGUGUGUGUCUACACUCUUCACUGUUUUAAAUAAACUCAAGGUAAUACUGAGGUCCAGGAAGAACUAAAGUUUACCUAUUUUUAUUUUCUUUUGACACAAGACAGUAAGAAGCAUCCAGUUGUUACAUGAUGAGCUGGGAGUCAGUAAAUUUGCUGCUGUGAUAGAAACAAUCUAGAGCAAUGUUAUUUCUGUUAUCUUGCACCCUCUCAAUUUUCAACCAUUUUAAUACCAUUUUAAAACUGAAAAAAAGUGGUCAUUUUAUAGUCACAUUAAUCAAAGUCUGACAAUCAUUCACAGCAGCGUGUUAAAAACAGUUCACCUUAACUUGGCUUAGUUACAAUUUAUUCUAACAAUUUAUUAUUCACAAUUUAUUAUUACAAUUCUUCUAUAAAUAGUCGAUGACUUUUUGAGACAGGACAAAUGAGACUACAGACAAUUGAAUUUCCCUUCAGGGAUAAAUAAAGUUAUCAUUAUUCUUAAUCUUAUUGUCUAAGAGGAUGCCACAGUCCACAAAGAUUUCACAAGUGGACAAUCUUCCUGCUCACUCUACGUUUGCAUAUGCUUUGCAAGGAAAUGUACAGACAGACAAGAUGAGGUACGCUUUUUCUGUAACGGACUGCAGGCUUCUCUUCUUUAUAUCCAGAAAGAUAUGUAAUAUAUAUAUAUCAAUUGAUUCAAUUGAUCACCGAGGCUCUACAUGAUAAGGAUCAUCUUUAGUGGCCUGUCAGCACAAUUAAAAACAUCUGUUCAGUUCUCUCAUCAUUUUGUGAAGGAUUGACCAAAAACCUAAAUUCUUUUUUAGGCUGGUGUUCUUGAAGAAAUUUGGGGGUUGUGUCCUGUUAAAUAUUUCACUCUAGAGAGCUGCUUUAAAAAUAUAUAUUUUCAAAAAUAACAGUAUUGCCGGCUGGGGAAUCAGAAAAUUUUAUCAGGACCCUUUUUACUGAAGCAGAGAGUUUAUUUAAACACGCAGCAGUUGUUGUUAGUUUUGGUCUUUGGCCAUGUUGCAGACCAGCUGUUUGAUUCGGUCCCCUAGAGAGUUUGGAUAAAUCCCCUUAGCAGCGCUGAAAAUCUUUGUACUUAUGCAAGAGUAAAAGGAAUCCUAGUGGAAAUAAAAGCAAGGUCUUUCUGGGUCUUUGCUACGCUGCAGCAAUGAGUCAUUCAGUUUCCUUUAUUGAGUUCAAAACAUGCAAUUUCAGACAAGUUUUUUUUGUUUUUUUUUAAUAAAGUAUUUUAUGAAGCAGUUUUUCACUCAGCUUGUUGCACUAUGUUGGUUUUUAGGGAGGCCUUGUUUGGUUUAUUUUGUUUUUUUUAUACUCAGCCUGCAUUGGACCACUUACAGAACAAGGAUAGAGAAAAGGGAUACAGAAAUAAGCAGAAUCACAGAGCAAUUAUAAAAAUAGAAAUUUAAGAAGGUUUACAUAUUUUUGGUCUCAGCCUUAAUGGAAUUGUUUAAAAUGUACUUGUUUAGUGACUUAUGCUGCCUCUGUGUUUUCCAAUUAACAACACAACUCUGCACAUUUGGGGGUUUUGUGUUUAUCCUGUCUAGUACCUGUGACUCUCAUCACUAUUCCCACAAUAAUGAUCCUUUCAAAAGUUUUAACAAAACUAACAUUCCUUUGCUUUAAUGUGGCCUGUGAUUUUUCCCAAUAGGGGGCAGCAGAGGGCUGGUUCAGGGCCGUCUUUGGAGAAGAGAUGGGGUACUGGCUGCCUCUUGUUCCCAGGAGGGUGUCCUGAGAGUGAAACCAGUCACAGAGCCCAGCAAACUUUAAACACAACUGUUAUAUUUUAUGUAAUUUAUUUUUAAAGAUGUCUAUUUUAACCCUGGUUGAGGCACAAGAUUGACCAUUUAAAGAUGAAUUUAUGAUUGUUUAACAAUAUUAUGAAACUUCUGACGCAUUCCGUGUGAAUAAAUAUUGAAAAAACACAAA
Messenger RNA from Xyrichtys novacula (pearly razorfish), 4320 nucleotides. NCBI's taxonomy places the organism in Eukaryota, Metazoa, Chordata, Actinopteri, Labriformes, Labridae. The record is from the annotation of a GenBank genome assembly.